Molecule: messenger RNA, 3848 nt
Organism: Sorex fumeus (smoky shrew)
Lineage: Eukaryota; Metazoa; Chordata; Mammalia; Eulipotyphla; Soricidae
Gene: OIT3
Product: oncoprotein induced transcript 3
Exons: 9
Coding region: 37-1680 (547 amino acids)
Molecular function (GO): calcium ion binding
Source: RefSeq, a predicted model, not a curated record
CAGGGAUCAGUCUGGCGCUGGUGGCUGGCCAGAAGGAUGCCUCAGUUUCUGCCUCUCACCUGUUUCAUCAUCACAGUCAUACCUUUGUCCCCAGUGGCCCUGGAUCCUUGCACUGCUUACAUCAGUCUGACUGAGCCCUGGAGGAACACGGACCACCAAUUAGAUGAAUCUCAAGGCCCACCGCUGUGUGAUAAUCACGUGGACGGGGAAUGGUACCGCUUCACCGGCAUGGCAGGAGAUGCCAUGCCCACCUUCUGCAUCCCAGAAAACCACUGUGGCACCCAUGCCCCCAUGUGGCUCAAUGGCAGCCACCCCCGGGAAGGAGAAGGGAUCGUGCAGCGCCAGGCGUGUGCGAGCUUCAACGGCAACUGCUGUCUCUGGAACACCACAGUGGAGGUCAAGGCUUGCCUCGGGGGUUACUAUGUGUACCGUCUGACCAAGCCCAGCGUCUGCUUUCACGUCUACUGUGGUCACUUUUAUGACAUCUGUGAUGAGGACUGCCCUGGCGGUGGCUGUCUGGAGGCCAGUGAGUGCACAUGUGCGCCAGGAACCGUGCUGGGCCCCGACCGGCAGACGUGCCUGGAUGAAAAUGAGUGUGAACAAAACAACGGUGGCUGCAGCGAGACCUGUGUGAACCUUAAGAACUCAUAUCGCUGUGCAUGUGGGGUUGGCCGUGUGCUAAGAAGUGACGGCAAGACUUGUGAAGACAUCCAAGGGUGCCACAAUAACAAUGGUGGCUGCAGCCAUUCCUGCCUCGCAGCAGAGAAGAGCUAUCAGUGUGCGUGUCCUCGGGGCCUGGUGCUGUCUGAAGAUAACCACACAUGCCAAGUCCCGGUGUCCUGCAAAUCAAACAUGAUUGAGGUGAACAUUCCCAGGGACCUGGUUGGCGGGCUGGAGCUCUUCCUGACCAACACCUCCUGCCGGGGGGUGUCCAACGGCACCCAUGUUAACAUCCUCUUCUCCCUAAAGACAUGUGGCACUGUGGUCGAUGUGGUGAACGACAAGAUCGUGGCCAGCAACCUGGUGACGGGCCUCCCCAAGCAGACCCCUGGGAGCAGUGGGGACAUCAUCAUCCGCACCAGCAAGUUGCUCAUCCCCGUCACCUGCGAGUUUCCGCGCCUCUACACCAUCUCCGAGGGCUACGUGCCCCGUCUGCGGAAUGCCCCUCUGGAGAUCCUCAGCCGCAGCCACGGGGUCUUCCCCUUCACGCUGGAGAUCUUCAAGGAUAACGAGUUCGAAGAGCCCUACCGGGAGGCUCUGCCCGCGCUGAAGCUCCGGGACUCCCUCUACUUUGGCAUCGAGCCCCUGGUACACGUGACGGGUUUGGAGAGCCUGGUGGAGAGCUGCUUUGCCACCCCCACUGCCAAGAUCGACGAGAUCCUGAAGUACUACCUCAUCCGGGAUGGCUGUGUUUCUGAUGACUCAGUGAAGCAGUACACAUCUCGGGAUCACCUAGCCAAGCACUUUCAGGUCCCCGUGUUCAAGUUCGUGGGCAAGGACCACAAGGAGGUGUUUCUGCACUGCCGAGUCCUGGUGUGCGGGGUGCUGGACCAGCGGUCCCGCUGUGCCCAGGGCUGCCACCAACGAGUGCGCCGCCAGGCAGGAGAGGGAGAGGAUGCAGAGGGGGCCCGGGGCCAGAUGCUCAUGGGCGGCCCCAUCAGCAUCGACUGGGAGGACUGAGCCAGCUCUGCAUCUGGGCCUGGCUUCCCACCGCCACCUCUUUGGAACUUCACCUCGCACCUUCAGAGGACAUCAGUGGACUUCCUAGAAUGCAGAACAUCUUCAAACCUCACCUGGGGGUUGAAACUGGCUUCCAGAACCAGCUCAAUCUGACUCCACCCACAGGAACAGCCGCUGCACGGCUUUUGUCAGCCAGAGGAAGCCAGUCCACACAAAACCGAGCUGUCCACCUCCACAAAACACCUUGCACUUCACCACUGCAGAGGCUGGACUCCUGCUUCACAUAAAGGACUUAAAAACAAAAUCAAAGACUUGCUUGGAAUUAAAACAAAAAUACCCCUAAAUGAAUUUUUGAAAUAGUGAUUACACCCAAAUACAAAAUAGUUAUAGGGGAUUUGAAAUAUAAAAAAAGAAAAAGACAAUCCGGGCCAGAGAGAUAGUAUUGUGGGUAGGACCAUUGCCUUGCACACGGCUGACCCUAGCACCCCUAUGCCCCAUCCAGCCCGACCAGGAGUGAGCACAGAGCCCGUAGUCAGCCCUGAACACGAUCAGGGGUGGCCCCAAAACAAAACAAAAAUACUGUUUGCUCUUACACAAUAUUUUGGUGUUUUAAUAUCUUGUCCCAAGUGAAAUAUUUUUAAUUAAUAAAUGUUGAUAAUUCUCUAACAUCCAUUUAAUUGUCUUCAUGACUAAACUAUAGACAGCAAUUAAAAUUUGGUAUCACUUGUCCUGUUACUCUCUGGCAUUUAUACCCUCAGGAUAAGAGGUAAAGGUAUAAAAUUAUCCCAUAGUCCAUUUAGUAGGGGCUUAGUGAACUAUACUGAAAUAAAUCAAAAAGAUAAAUUUUAUCUAUAACCAAUUUCUUAAUUGGGGGUCCCUUACCCAGAGGUGCUCAGGGCUUACUUCAGGCUCUGUGUCCAGGGUUCACUGCUGGCAGUUCUGGAGGGACCAUAUUCGAUGUAGGAGAUCAAAUUAGGCUUAGCCAUGUGCAAGGUGAGCACCUUCCCUGCUGCAUUAUCUCUCUGGUUAUCUCUCUGGCUCCAAUUUCUUAGUAUUUAAAUAUAUUAUUUGACUUUACAUAAGAUCAGAAAACUUUAUCUUUUCCUUUAUAGAAAUGCCUACAAUCAACAAUUUUUGUUGGUUGGCUUUCGGUGCUGGGAAUGAAAUCUGGGACCUCACGCAUGCCAGUCUACAGCUAUAGCCCCGGUCCAAAACUGUUCUAAAAGAAUAGGUGAGAUUAAAAAGAGAUGAAAAUAUCUGCAUUGUGAGUAACCAGCACUUCCUGUGAGAUGUCAAAAGUCAUCUAUCUUGGACUUUCUAGGUCACACAGUCAUCGUCAUAACUACUCAGCUCUUUGGUGUAGCACAGGCUGGGCUGUGGAUGGGCGUGGCGUGAGCAGGGUUGAGCUCCAGUGAACCUUUCAGAUAUUGGGCCAUAUGUCAUCCCUGACCUUAUUGGUCCUCUGUCCUAGAUGGCAUUAGAAUCACUCUGCUUUUAUAAAUAACCAGGUAUAGAUAGGGACCCCCCCCCAUCUAUAGAUUCUGUUUCUGGUUUUAUGUUUGUUUUUGUUUUGUUGUUCAUUUAGCGAUGCAAAGUAGUUUUAGUGAGACAUAAGAGAGGAGAGGUAUGUUCUAGAGAGAACAUGGGUGUUUCCAUGUGGAAUAAAGCCUUGUAUUUUAAUACUGCUCAGGUGGUUCUAAUCCACAGUCAGGGCUGAGAAGCAGAAUUUAGGGACUGAAUUUGUCUUUUACUCCUCUGAUAUUUUAAGGUAUUUUCUAGUAUCUCAGUGGCAUUAUUUACAAAGAAUUUCUCAGACUCUAACAUGAUACUGAUACCAUGUUGUAAUUAAAUACCGAAAGGAGGGGCUGGAGAAAGAGUACAGCGAGUAGGGUCUUACCUUGCGUGUAGAAAACCUGGGUUUAUUCCCUGGAAUCCCGUAUGGUCCCUAAGCCCACCAGGAGUUAUCCUUGAACUCAGAACCUAGAAUAAGCCCUGAGCACACUAGAUGUACCCCUAUUCCUCCAAUAUCAAUAGGAAUAGUUCAUGGAAAAAAUUAGAAACUCAGGUCUAACUUCACCUGACCUUUAGUUCCACUGGCCUGGAUCGGCUCAGCCUCUAAGACUGCCUGCUUUCAUCUCCUCAGCACCUGUGGGAGCAAUUGUUGUUGA